Molecule: messenger RNA, 1491 nt
Organism: Periconia digitata
Lineage: Eukaryota; Fungi; Ascomycota; Dothideomycetes; Pleosporales; Periconiaceae
Source: the annotation of a GenBank genome assembly
CCUAUGUCAAUACCCCGCGUCCUUGGACGCCUACCUAGCUACAAGCCUCUUUCAUUGUGUGGAGAGCUCACUAACGGUCUAAACAAUGGAGCAAACAGACGAGCUGUCACCACGAACGCUGGCAUCGCAACGACUGCCGCGUCCAACUUCCAUACAACCACUAUGACCCGUGGGAAUGAGCAUGGUGACGAUCCCUCGAGCAUCUCUCGGCCAGCCCCUCCAAACAAUUUCCAUGCACCUUCCUCGGCGCAGACGUACUCGACAAACGGCCCUGCGCUCUUCGGUCAGAACUAUCCCCCAAGCUCUUUCUACCAGUUCGGUGAACAAUACCCGUCGCAACAAGGCCCGCAGCCAUAUUGGCAGCAGUGGAGUCCCACAAAUUACUACGGCACACCACAGUAUCCAGUACCAGCGUACAGUCAAACAGGACCUGCGACGAGCUUCUUCUCGCCGAACGUUCCUAUGCCGAGCGCCUAUCCAUAUCCAGGAUAUCCGACACCAUUCGGUGGUUUGAAUGCUCAAUCAAAGCCUUUCGUACCACAGGAUAUACGUGGUGCAGGCAAGUGGGACAGUAGCAUAAGUAACGACGAGGCGUUGAGAGGCGUCGGGGCAUCUACCGCGGUUGAGCCGUCGAGCCGCGAGAUCGAUCAGGAGAAGAAUCGGUGCAAGCAGGUCGUGAACAGCCUCCUGGAGAAGGACGUCCUACAGGAUAUUCAUAAGAAAGAGCCUCCACGCAUAGCAAAAAUCAUGCUUCCCGCUCCUCUCCCUAGCAACCAAUACCUGGCGCAAGCCCUUUGCACCCCAGAAGUUCACAUUCCACCGGAACGGAAGCUCGUGAUCCUCGACCUGAACGGAACUCUCAUCUACCGACCCGAUUCUCGUAAAAAACCCAAGAAACUGAUCUCCCGACCUAACCUUCCUUGGUUCCUCCAAUACCUGUUUGAGAACUUCGAUGUCAUGAUCUGGUCCAGCGCUAAACCAGAGAACGUUAAAGCUUUGGUCGAAAUUGGAUUGCGGGAGUUUCGUUUUCGCCUUGUUGCUGAGUGGGCUCGCGAUACCUUGGGCUUGAGACCUGAGCACUACCACAAACGGGUACAAUGCUACAAGAACCUCAAUCUGGUGUGGGCUUCGGGAGCUAUUCAACGUCAUGCGCAACUACGGGGUCCAGGGAGAUGCUACGACCAACGCAAUACUAUACUAAUUGACGAUUCGGCUCUCAAAGCGAGUGCCCAGCCAUACAAUCUCGUGGAGAUCCCCGAGUUCCAGGGCGAGGUAAUCAAGCAAGACAUAUUGGGAGAAGUGGCCGGUUAUCUUGAACUACUUAAGAUGCAGCAAGAUGUGUCCAAGUUCAUAAAGAGGGAGCCGUUCAGGGCUGAUGGAACCUGGAUGUUCGAUUUUGGCAACCUGAAGCCUGUCUGUCCAGUGUCUGCGGAGGGUGGAGGGCAAGGGCAAGGGCAUGAGCCAGCGGUGCUAGCUAAUAUGGCAGGUUAA